AUGAGUAAUGGAGGCACGUCUCGUCCACCCGAGUCGGACCAGACGAGCUUUGAGCCAUUCAGCCUUGUGAUGGGGGAGAAGUCGGCAGAAUGAAGGUUCGGAGAAAGCGGCUGUAGCCGCUAGAGAGCUCUUGUCAGCUCACAAUAAAUAGCGACCUCAUCAGACAUGGACACAACUGUUUGCCUGUGCCGCUGUGCACCCCAGUAGUUGUCUCGUCAGAUAGAACCAUCGUCGCCGAGGCAAAUGUGUUCAGCUCACUGCUCACUCAUUUACCCAAUACUGUAGACAGCAAGCUGUUAAGAAUCGGCCAUAAAGGCCUCAAAAAGUACAGCCUACGAGCUCAGUAUUCAUUCAUUUCCUGAUUCGCCCUGCAGAUUACCCGUGGAUCUAGUUGUACAAGUCACAUGCCUAGUAGUAAUGACAGGACCAGUCUGUGUGCUAUGUGGCAGCAGUGGGAAGCGCGGCAGGCUGCUGAAAUGUCUCCAUUCCUUGUGCGUGGAGUGCGUCGAGAUCCAAACCAACGAAGACAGCUCGUUGCGCUGUGCGGACUGUGGAACGAUAACACCACCGUCGCCGCUGGCUGGAAUACCGCUGUUGCAGUUCUUGCCAGAUUGUGAUGUGUACAGUAUCGGUGACAAUAGGGAUGGAUCACCAGUGCGGGGGCACAUGACGUGUUGUGACGAGUGUGCGGAGGAUACCAAAGCAGUGGCUACCUGUGUUGAAUGCGAAGAGCAUUUCUGUGCUGUUCAUGCUGAAGGGCAUGUCGCCUCUCGCCGCUUUUACAAGCACAACGUCGUGUCCCUCUGCGAAAUGGGGCCGCUGUUUUCUCACGAUACCGUGGACGCGGCGAGCAAUGUCACCAAGUGCCCACUGCAUCCGUCGUCGAAGCAAACACACUACUGCAUGGUCUGUGAAAAGAUCCUCUGUGACAAAUGCCUCUCAUCCAAUCGACAUGACCAGCAUCGCAGUGAUUUGCUUAUGAUCAAUCAAGCUGCUGCCACAAUCAAAGACAGCCUCAUCACAGAGCUGAAAGCCCUUUCCUCAGAUGGAGAAAGCCCGCUCGAGCAGGCAUUGAGUCAAGUAGACGAUACGCUCUCCAGUCUGCAUAACCAAACCGAAGCGGUGUCAUCUCAAAUCGAGGACUUCUGCAUGGAAUUGAAGAAUACUGUUGACAAGCGGCAACGGCAACUGCUCAAUGCUGUGGAUGAUAUGCAGUCUCAGCAUCGCACUGCUUUGGAAGAGCGACAGCGAUGCAUUGCGACCAGUUUGAACUUGGGCCAGAGAGUAAAACAUCUAACGGAGAAUUGCAUCUCUGACAGGAACUUCUUGAAGAUGUGUGGAUGGCUUCAAGAGGCGACAUGUCAUGCCCUGGUGGCUGUAAGUGAAAUGGAAAUGAAACCUCCCGCACCUAUUACUCUACUCUUUGCACCACACAGCCGAAAAGAGUCUGAAGCAAUCCUCACCAGCGCUGGCUUUCUCACAGAACAGCUGUGCUCUGAAAGGAGUAAGAUGACCGUUCCAGCUGCACUGAAACGAGGACAAGAUCUCCUAGUAUCGAUUGAGCCAAGAAGUGCACUUGGUGACCAGCUGGCUGGAACAAAGGAGCAGGCGGAUAAACUGAGGAUUGAAGUAACGUCUUCCGAUGAUGAUGAUAUUGUUUACCCUGUCACUAAGGCAACACAUACCGGUGCUUCUCCACCUAGCAUGCUGGUUGCUGAAUUGAAGACGGCUGGAAUGAUAGGGGAGAUCCGAGUGUCCGCCACAGUCAACCAGCGUCACCUACAAGGAAGUCCUGCUGUCAUUGCCAUCCAAGAACCAUCGCUGACAUUUGACUCUGGCCGCUGCCAUGGUGGUAUGCUACUGUCUGAUGAUGCUAGAGCGGUCACACACAACUCUGGGCGCAGGGAGUGGAAGUCGGUGUGCGGUGUAGAACGAUGGAGUGCGGGACAACACGACGUCAGUGUCCGCAUCGAUCACAUCACCACCGGCGACAUCCACCACAUGAUCUUCAUGUGCAAUGCCGAACAGCCUACGCUAGGUACCUAUGAGCGUGGGCAGACGAGAUGCUUUGGCUGGCAUAGCACCUAUGGACGCGGCCAUGAGCACUGGACGGGCAGUGCCUUGGGCCAACCUUGGCAAGCCGGCGAUGUCAUUCACAUGUCACUGGACUGCGAGAGCUGCACGCUGGUCGGUUGUCAUGAGCGCACCGGAGCAAUGCAGACACUAACCAAUGUCACUGGUGAGCUUUGCCUCUAUGUUAGCCUGCUUUGUGAUGGAGAUCAAGUCAGCAUUCUGUGAACUCACCGUACAUGUUUCCACUGGCACAGGCGAAAAAGCCGGUUAUGUGAAUGACAUCAUCGCAUAUGGUUUGUAUGGAGAAACUGUCGAGUGCCGACAUCAUCGCAUAGUAUGGAAUGGAAAGCCAGUGCUUGUGCCGAUACUCCCUGUGACUUUUAAAAGCCAAAUGAUGAAGCAUAACACCGUCAUACUCGGAAGUACAGCUGUUAUAUUUCAUCCCACCUUGCUUGAUCAUUAAUUUUGUACAUUCAAGUCUGAUAGCCACCCGGAGAAACACUGAAGCGUGUAUCGUGAUAGAUAGCAUGACCAGGCCCUGAUUUCCCCGGCAGCUGUCACUCAUACCUCUCAUCCAGUGCUGUCACGAUUUCCGCUUUGAACUGCGUUCGUACUCACAGUCACGAGUGAAUCAGGCGCUUCGGUCUUUUCAGUGUGUGUGUGAGUCAUGCAUGACUGUACUGAGUGUACUUCGAAGUACUGGUGUGACCGUCUUGAACUCUUACAUAGCGGCGGUCUGGUUUGCCACAUCAUAGCUAAAUUGUUUCAGGAUGUACGAGUUCGCAGCAUUGUGGAGGGAGUUUACUACUUCACUACCACCGUACCAUCCAUGGUCCUUGCUGUAAAAUUUCCCAGCACGGACAAUAGAG
Sycon ciliatum is the source of this 2942-nucleotide messenger RNA. Its product is annotated as E3 ubiquitin-protein ligase TRIM45-like. The record is from RefSeq and is a predicted model, not a curated record. Gene Ontology annotation, molecular function: zinc ion binding. NCBI's taxonomy places the organism in Eukaryota, Metazoa, Porifera, Calcarea, Leucosolenida, Sycettidae. The transcript has a single exon. Bases 418 to 2298 code for a protein of 626 amino acids.